Molecule: messenger RNA, 2889 nt
Organism: Sesamum indicum (sesame)
Lineage: Eukaryota; Viridiplantae; Streptophyta; Magnoliopsida; Lamiales; Pedaliaceae
Gene: MCM8
Product: minichromosome maintenance 8
Biological process (GO): DNA replication
Cellular component (GO): nucleus; MCM complex
Molecular function (GO): ATP binding; single-stranded DNA binding; ATP hydrolysis activity
Source: RefSeq, a predicted model, not a curated record
AGACAAUUAGAGUUCAUUAUGCUACUUAAAUAUAAUCUAAUCAUAUGUUUACCAAAUAUAUUUUCCCGCCGAAAAAACCUCAAGUUACACUCAAUUAUUGGAUCACCCUGAGGGUGACCGCCACAGCCACGGCCUGAGCUGCUGUAGUUCGAGAUGUACGGACACCCACCGGAAAUCAGUAGUAGCAAAACCAAAUUCCGAUCCAAGGGGGCAAGUGAUUUAUGGCGCAUUGUGGCCUUUUAUUUUCCACAAAUCAGUGCCGACGGCUCGGAGCUCAUAUUCCGUCUCACUUCUCUUCUGGUUCACUUCUUUUCCUCUCCUCAGGGACAACAAUUUAUUGAUCAGGUAAAAGAGGAUGAUGGCUUGUUCAUCUUACCACUCGACUUCCAGCAGUUCCGGAAAGUAUGUGAGGUUGAGGAAUUUUAUGCAGCAUUGGAGGAGAAACCCAAAGAUGCUCUGCUAUGCAUGAAUGCUGCAGUGCACAAGGUCAUUUUUGAAAAAGCGGAUCCGGUGGAGGAUUCCAUAAAGAUAAAUGUUCGCCUGCACAGUUACCAAGACUCCAUGAUUGCUCUGAAGAACCUUAAGGCUGCUUAUAUUGACAGGCUUGUUUCUGUACGGGGAACUGUAAUUAAAGUUAGCACAGUGCGGCCUCUGGUGAUACAAAUGAGUUUUUCAUGUGCUAAAUGUGGGACCACCAUUACCUGUGACUUUCCUGAUGGAAAAUUUUCUCCACCAACAAAAUGUGAAAUGCAAGCAUGCAAAAGUCGAAAUUUCAAUCCAAUCAGAUCCACUGCUCGGCCAAUAGAUUUUCAGAAAAUAAGAAUUCAGGAGCUGCUGAGAUCGGAACAUCAUGAAGAAGGGAGGGUUCCUCGGACCGUCGAAUGUGAACUGACUGAAGAUCUAGUUGAUACUUGCAUUCCUGGCGAUGUUGUAACUGUAACUGGCAUAAUAAGAGUGAUUAACAAUUAUAUGGAUAUCGGGGGAGGGAAAUCUAAAGGCAAGAACCAAACACUCUACUAUUUGUACUUAGAAGUUGUUUCAAUAACAAACUCUAAGUCCCAGUCUGUGCCUGAGGAUAUGCAACAUACUGACACCAAUGCUAGGGCUACAGAGCAUUCUGAUUUGUACUCAUUUUGUCCAAGAGAUUUAGAAUUCAUUGUAAAGUUCUCUGAGGAGCAUGGUUCUGAUGUAUUUCGACAGAUUCUGCAAUCAAUUUGUCCGUCCAUCUAUGGCCACGAGCUUGUUAAAGCGGGAAUUACAUUAGCACUGUUUGGUGGUGUUCAAAAGCAUUCAAGGGAUCAAAACAAGGUACCUGUCAGAGGAGAUAUCCAUAUAAUUGUGGUUGGUGAUCCUGGACUCGGUAAAAGUCAACUACUUCAAGCGGCAGCUUCUGUUGCUCCACGUGGUAUAUAUGUAUGUGGUAAUGCCACAACUAAUGCUGGCCUUACUGUUGCAGUUGUGAAAGAUCCUCUGACAAGUGACUAUGCAUUUGAGGCUGGUGCCAUGGUACUUGCAGACCGUGGGGUAUGCUGUAUCGAUGAGUUUGACAAAAUGUCAGCAGAGCACCAGGCCCUACUAGAAGCAAUGGAACAGCAGUGCGUCUCUGUUGCGAAGGCAGGACUUGUAGCAAGUUUAUCAGCAAGAACAUCUAUUUUAGCUGCAGCAAACCCUGUGGGGGGUCAUUAUAAUCGUGCAAAAACAGUGAAUGAGAACCUGAAAAUGAGUGCUGCUCUUCUCUCACGAUUUGAUUUGGUUUUCAUAUUACUUGAUAAACCUGAUGAGUUGCUGGAUAAGAGACUCUCAGAGCACAUAAUGUCACUUCAUGCUGGCAAUGGACCACUAUCAGCCCCUGGAAAGAGGUUAUGUAGAGAAUCACGGGAUAUUAGAGGGGUUGAUAUGAAUGUGAAAAAUGGUUCGCUAGUGGCAAGGUUGAGACUUGACCCAAAGAUAGACAGUGAUUUUGUUCCACUCCCUGGUCCUCUUUUGCGUAAAUACAUUGCUUAUGCAAGAACUUAUGUAUUUCCAAGACUGACAAAACCAGCAGCAGAAAUCCUGCAGAAGUUCUACUUACGUCUAAGAGACCAUAACACUUCAGCGGAUGGUACUCCAAUAACUGCAAGGCAAUUAGAAAGCUUGGUAAGGCUGGCAGAAGCUCGAGCCAGAGUAGAUUUAAGGGAAGAAAUAAGCACACAAGAUGCUUUGGAUGUUGUUGAAAUAAUGAAAGAGUCCUUGUAUGACAAAUACGUUGAUGAGAAUGGCUUUGUUGAUUUUGGACGGAGUGGUGGAAUGAGUCAACAGAAAGAAGCCAAGCGAUUUUUAAGUGCUCUGAAUAAGCAAUCUGAAAUACAGCAGAAAGAUUGCUUCUCUAUAUCUGAAAUAUACAGCCUAGCAGAUAGGAUCGGCUUAAGAGUUCCAGAUAUUGACACCUUUGUAGAUAAUUUGAACAGUGUUGGCUAUCUUCUAAAGAAGGGCCCAAAGACAUAUCAGGUAUUAUCAUCAUCUUAUUCCCGCAGUCAGUCGUCAAGGUCAAGAUGAUUUUUGCAGCCCCACAACAGGUGAAAUCUUUGAAGUCGAUUUUUGGCUUUCCUAUAUCCCACACCUUUUCCCCCGAUACAUAUGCUUCUGUAACUGGUGAAUGUAUAUUCAUCUUCAACCAUUGCUUGAUAGUACUGCUAUGGGGAUGCCUCAUUUUGUAUAUCAGAAUAUGCUGAUUACCUCUCAAGAGAAAUAUCAAAGAAGUGUUAAUUGAACUACCAUAGACAUGUUGAUUUCAGUUGCAUCUCCAUUCUCCAACUGCUGUAGUUGUCCAUGAGCUCUUGGGAUUUAGAGAAGAGCAAUAUAUUGUUAAGAAGGCUACAAUAUCUUACCUCAUUUUGGUUUCACAUUUCU